This is a messenger RNA of Acinonyx jubatus (cheetah), 3010 nucleotides long. It is a transcript of the gene SLC15A5, whose product is annotated as solute carrier family 15 member 5. Bases 1 to 1737 code for a protein of 578 amino acids. The record is from RefSeq and is a predicted model, not a curated record. NCBI's taxonomy places the organism in Eukaryota, Metazoa, Chordata, Mammalia, Carnivora, Felidae. Gene Ontology annotation, biological process: transmembrane transport. Gene Ontology annotation, cellular component: membrane. Gene Ontology annotation, molecular function: transmembrane transporter activity. The transcript is spliced from 9 exons.
AUGUCUGUUACAGACUUUGAAAUAACAGAUGAAGAAAUAUCCUUAAAUCACCACACUGAGAAGGAGAAAACUAUAAGACAUAUUGGUUAUUUCUCUUCAUCAUACUCUGGGAAAAAAAUUCGGGUUAGAAUCUGUUUGUUUCUGGUGGAGCUGUGUGAGAGGUUCAUUUUCUUUGAAGUCGUCUGCAAUAUGAUCCCCUUUUGCACUGUCAAGCUUGGCUACCUCAAUUACCAGGCAGCCAUUUUGAACUUGUGUUUUAUUGGAACUUCAAUACUUACCCCUGUGUUUGUGGGAUGGCUUGCUGAUGUCCGUCUAAGAAGAAACAAACUGGUAUAUGUUUGCUUAUGUCUACAUUUUCUAGGCACUGUUUUAUUAUCUGUGGUUGCUUUUCCCUUGGAAGAUUUCUAUAUAGGCACACACCAUAUGAUUAACAAUAUACCAACAAAGGAGCAGAACAGGCUGUUUUACAUGGCACUAUUGUUCAUCUGCCUUGGCACAGGAGGAAUGCGAGCCAUCAUUUGUCCACCGGAUGCUUAUAGCCUUCAGGAGUAUGGAUCCCAGAAACAAAUGUCUUUUUUUAACUGGUUUUGUUGGAUCAUGAACCUGAAAGCAACCAUUGUCUUUCUGGGAAUAUCUUACAUUCAGCACUCAGGGGCCUGGACCCUGGUUUUACUCAUUCCUUCUAUGUCUACACUUAUGGCUAUGAUAACUCUUCAUAUGAUGCACUGUAACCUGAUUCAUCAGCCAGAAAAAUGCUACUCCCUCCUGACAACCUUUGGGGUGUUUGUUAAUGCACUGAAAACAUGCUGUCUGCAAUAUUGCCGUCUUGCCAAAGAUGUGACCAGCUGGUUAGACCACGCCAAGAAAAAAAAUGGUGGUUGCUACAGUGAGCUUCACGUGGAAGAUACAAAAUUUUUCUUCACCUGUCUCCCUCUCCUCAUUUUUCAGCUCCUUUACAGAAUAUGCAUCAUGCAGAUUCCUUCAGGAUAUUAUGUGCAGACCAUGAAUUCUAACCUGAAUUUGGAUGGAUUUCUCCUGCCAAUUGCAGCAAUGAAUGUCGUCAGCAUUCUCCCACUACUAAUUCUGGCUCCUUUUAUGGAGUAUUUCAGUACCUACCUCUUUCCGUCUAAGAGAGAUGGAUCAUUUCUGUUGGCAUGCAUUAUCACUGGAAAUCUUUCUGCUGCAUUGUCUGUGAUGGUAGCUGGCUUCUUUGAAAUACACAGAAAACACUUCCCUCCCAUGGAGCAGCCUCUUUCAGGCAAAGUUCUCACCGUUUCUUCCAUGCCCUGUUUCCACCUGGUUCUUCAGUACAUUUUACUUGGAGUGGCUGAAACACUGGUCAACCCAGCCUUCUCUGUAAUACACAGAUUUGUUCCAAGUACCAUCAGAGGAACCUGUAUGAAUCUUUUGACACUGUUCAAUGGAUUUGGUUGUUUCAUGGGGGCACUGCUGGUGGAGUUGGUAUAUCUCAUCUCAGAAGGCAAUUGGUUUCCAAACACAUUAAACAAAGGCAAUUUAGAAAGCUUCUUCUUCUUUUUGGCAUCAUUAACGUUGUUGAACGUCCUGGGAUUCUGGAGUGUUUCACAAAGGUAUUGUAAUCUAAAUCAUUUUAAUGCCCAGAACAUCAGUGGAAGUAAUCUUGAAGAAACACUUCUCCUCCAUGAAAAGUCUCAGAAAUUUUAUGGCAGUACACAAGAAUUUUCUUCAAGUAUUGGUCUUUGGGAGACAGCCCUAUGAAACUACAUUUGACUCUACCCAUCCUAUGAGCAAAAUAUUCACGUUUUCUUCACCUGAACACCUUAUGCAUUUUAGUUUAAGAAUUAAUAUGCAUGGCAGUGACUUUAGGAAUAUUAUGGGUGUACUUUAUUUAUAAAGACUAAUCAUGACUCUUCUGGUGAACUAUUAUGCUUUUGCAUUAACACAUUAUACAUUACAAUUGAUAAAGUAAUUUCAAAGUCUGUGUUGCCUCCAUGACAACAAAAUGAUUAGGUCCUAAACAUUACUAUAUUUUACAACUUUUUACAAUGGUGGUUCAGCCAUUAAAAGCAAUAUAAAUGCUAUUUUUAGUUUUAAUGUGCCAAUAGAAUCAAAAUAAUAGUAUGUUAACAUUCCUCCUUUCUAUACAUUUAUUGAGCACUUAUUACAAUGCCAGACCUUGUGAUCAUAUGCUGUCUAUAUCUGACUAAAUAAUAAAUCUAUACAUGAUUUUACUAUAUUUGAUGUUCAUAUUAUCCUAUCAAGAUAUGAAGGAAAUUUUCUCGAAAUUAAAAAGCAAUGUUAACUAAAACUGAGGCCCUUAACAAAGAAAGAAUAUUCAAUCCUGAAGACAUUAUAAAAUAAAGGUAAGUGAUGGAAUUAUUCUGAUUAAAGGAAAAAAGAAAAUUGAGGAAGAUUAAAUGAGUGUUGAGAGAGUAAUUGAUGAAUCAAAUAGAGAAGCUUAAAGAGGAUCCCUAAUUCAAAUGACACAUUUUGGUCUUCAAUGCUACCAAUUCAGAUAUAUUCAGAAGAUCGUCUUCCAAAAGACAUAAAUAACAUUUAUCCUUUGAAUAAACAAAGAAAUGUGGAAACUCAUAAAAAAUAAUAAACCAAUAUCAAACAAAACUAAUGCCCCCUACCUUUGUAACAAUGCUUGUCAAAGUUUGUUUGAGGAUCACCUGCUUUAGGAGAAUCUUUCUGGCUCCUGCCAAAGACUGCCUUAACCCAAAUCUUUUUCCAGGAAUCAGUGGGUUUAACAAACACACCCCGAUCAUUCUCAUUCUCCCUGAAGUAUAAGUGCCACUGCUUUCUAGGACAGUUCACAGCAGAUAGGAUAGCUGGGUUUAUCAGCUGAUUGCAAACGACUCUGCAAUUAAGCACCUUCCCUUGUGUAUACCUAAAAUAUUUGAGAUCUGUAGAAUAAAAGAUUUAUUCAUCUUGAUUAGAUAUGAUAUGCAUUUUUAAUUGCAAAAAAACAGCUGUAAAGCACCAGGUGUUUCUCAUACUCAAUUUUUUGUUUGCUUGUUUGUUUGGA